Molecule: messenger RNA, 2900 nt
Organism: Scomber japonicus (chub mackerel)
Lineage: Eukaryota; Metazoa; Chordata; Actinopteri; Scombriformes; Scombridae
Gene: ackr3a
Product: atypical chemokine receptor 3a
Exons: 2
Coding region: 208-1341 (377 amino acids)
Biological process (GO): G protein-coupled receptor signaling pathway; vasculogenesis; angiogenesis
Cellular component (GO): membrane
Molecular function (GO): G protein-coupled receptor activity; chemokine binding; coreceptor activity
Source: RefSeq, a predicted model, not a curated record
CGGGGAGGAAAGCGCCAAGUUUUCCUGCAGAGAAGCUGAAGCUAUUCUUUAACAGCCAAAACCUAAGCGAAAACUAAUUUGAGAAAAGGAGUUUUUGGAGAGAGGAAGACUUAAAAACAACAACAACAAAAACAAAGGAUCUAUCCCAGGUCAGACGUCUUGUGUCUUAACUCCCAGUGGUCUGUGGUCCUCUGCCAGUGCUGAAAAAUGAGUCUGAGCUCCAGUGAUUUGGAGGACCUGUGGGAGUCGUGGGGGUAUCUCAACCUUUCUGAAGGCAUUGGCAACCUAUCAGGUGUGGAUGCAACAAUAUGUGUCACCGCGUUCAACCGCAGCGCACUGCUCUACUGCAUGUGUGUUCUCUACACGUUUAUCUGCAUCGUUGGUCUGGCUGCUAAUGCUCUGGUCCUCUGGGUCAACAUUUGUCGUCAAAGAGACUCCACUCCCCGCCACGAGACACAUAUGUACAUCACCCACCUGGCAGUCGCAGACCUGUGUGUGUGUCUCACUUUGCCUGUGUGGGUGAGCUCACUGUACAAGCACGGCCACUGGCCCUUUGGUGAAGUGGCGUGUAAAUUCACACACCUGAUGUUCUCUGUCAACCUCUUCAGCAGCAUCUUCUUCCUGGCAUGCAUGAGUGUGGACCGCUACCUAAGUGUGAUGCGGCAUGGAGACAACGAGGGAGGCACGCGCAGGAAGCUAAUCCGCCCAGUAGCAUGUGUGGGGGUGUGGCUUCUGGCUCUGGUUGCCUCCUUGCCAGACACUUACUUCCUGCGUACUGUGAAGUCAUCCCAUGGGGACACCGUGGUGUGCAGGCCUGUGUACCCAGAGGCAAACCCCAGGGAGUGGAUGGUGGGAGUGCAGCUGAGCUUCACCCUGCUGGGCUUUGUUCUCCCCUUCCCAGUUAUUGCAGUGUUCUAUGCCCUGCUAGCCAGAGCUUUCAAUCGCUCAUCUUCUUCUUCAUCCUCCAAAUUAGAUCAGGAGCGUCGUGUGAGCUGCAGGGUGAUCCUGGCUUACAUCGUAGUUUUCCUGGGAUGCUGGGGGCCGUACCACGGCGUCCUCCUGGCUGAUGCCCUCUCUCAGCUGGGUCUGGUGCCUCUGACCUGUGGCCUGGAGAAUAUGAUCUAUGUGGCUUUACACCUGACUCAGUGCCUGUCCUUGCUCCACUGCUGUUUCAAUCCCAUCCUCUACAACUUCAUCAACAGAAACUACCGUUAUGACCUCAUGAAGGCCUUCAUCUUUAAAUACUCCACAAGGACGGGCUUGGCACGCCUCAUUGAGACAAACAACAUGUCCGAUGCUGAGUACUCUGCUGUAGCUGUAGACAACCCACCAUUGAUCUGAAUCUACUCUAUGAUCAUUUUUUGAACACUGUUGCUAAAACUAUGACUAUAAUGCAAUGUAAACAUAUGUUACAGCUGAUUUGUCGUUAUCACAAUCUAAUCACAAUAUGCUUUAUAUUAAAUGGCAAUGAAAAGACAGAAAAGAAAGCAAUUGUCUUUACAGAGGAGGUAACUAGAAAAUUGUGAAGUUGUGAAUAACGACUUUGACGGACUGAUUGAAAAAGCACUUAAGUUGUAUUACAUGGAGCUGAAACUGAAAUCAUAUAAAUAUCGUUACUCAUUUUUAAAGCCAAAAUAAUGACUAUGUGUAGGACUGUAUUUUGUUUGUGUCUGUAAAUCUGCCAUUGGGUUUGAGGGAAGCUAAACAAAAAAUCCUCCCUCGACUUUGUGUAUAAUCUGAUGGGCAUUGAUAGUAUUAGCAGAGUAAUAUUUUUAAUCUUUCAAGUUGUAUUUAUGUAUGUUUUAGCUGUUUUUUUUUCCUCUUUCAUGUUGUAAUUCAUACACUGAUAUCUGCGGAUUGCUCCACUUCAUACAAUGCUGCCUCAUCAUUUUAGUCACUCCACUGACAGGCUCAGUAUUCAAGUCCUGCUGUCUUAUUAUUAAUCAUAACCUUUUGUCACAUCAGUUCAAUCCUUCAGAUAAUUAAUAUAAAUCAAUUUGGAGUUGUUGCAUGCAGCUACAGUCGUUGAAUUAUCUAGUGAAUGUGUGUUCUGUGGGUCAUACUUCAACAUUUUGGGGAAUUAUGCUCAUUUUCUUUCUUGCUGACAGUUAGACAUGAAGCUACAGCUGGCUUGCAGUUGACAUAGCUUAGCAUAAAGACUAGAAACAAAGGGAAACUGCUAGCCAGGCUGUGUUAUUCCGUCCUUCAACAUCCCCUACAAAUAAUUUACAGUGUAAAUCAACUUUAGAGUUUUAUUUUCAUUUUUUAAAUGUCCAAAAUGUUGUGUGAAUGCUUCAACUGGGACCACUGAGAUUGAGCUGUAUCUCCCGUAUCCUCUGAAAUGUACAGUAUGAAUACUGUACUGUCUCGUUGCUUUGUAUCAUCAAAUGAUAAACAUAUUUAUGUGGUUUUAAUCCUGCUGUGUCAAGCACAUAGACCACAGACAGUUAAGACAUUUAUGACCAAAUACAGACUGAAAAGCUUUAUUGCGCUCAUGUACUGAAGGCUGCAGCUGUGAUGUGCAACAACCAAGUGUUUAUUAGGGACCAAAUAACAAAAACGUCACUGCAUAUCUUUGAAAGUUGUGUGCAUGUGCGUGCAUGUGCGUGUGUGGAUCCGUGUCACCGCUUGACACUAAGAGACAAAUGUUUUAUGUGUCAUAAACAUUGAGUUACAUAGUUUUCUUACUGUCUGUUUUAGGAAGAAACACACUCGUUUGAUAUGCUGACAUAGAGCUCAUUGUGUCAUGUGAUUGGUUACACAUGUAUGCUUUUACACUGACUUACUAUGCGAUUAGAAAAGACAUGAGACACAAGCAUAUGUCUGCAAGAACAGAGGCAUUCCUUUGGUAUUGUAAUGUGUAACAUGUGUUUUGUUAUGUAUUAAAUAUGGAGAAAAUG